AUAACAUACAUAAUAUAUAAAUAUAUCUCAUUACAUAAUUUUAUCAUUAAAAGAUAAGCACUCUAUAACGAAUGGUUCGUGAAAAAAAGCUGGGUGAUGUAUUUUAAAAACUGGUGAUUUAUAUAUUUAGAAAAUAUUGUACAAUGGUUCGGCAAAUUUUUAUUGGUCCUAUGAUUCAUACAGAUGAAAAUGGUGAAUUGAUUAUUAAGGAGAGUAUUGCUAUAUUUAUCGAAGAUGGCAAGAUUAUUGAUGUUAUGGAAAAUCCAACGACAGAUCAACACAAGAUAGACGAUUUUCAUGCAGACAAAGUUAAUAAUUUAUCAUAUGGAGAGUUUAUGAUACCUGGAUUUAUUGAUUGUCAUACUCAUGCGGUGCAGUUUCCAAAUCUUGGAUUGGGUUACGACAAAUGUCUCUUGGAAUGGCUGGAGACCUAUACUUUUCCAUUGGAGAAGAAGUAUACUGAGGCAAAAUUUGCAGAGCAAGUCUUUGAAGCAGUUGUGAAACGAACUAUUGAAGUAGGUACAACGACAGCAUGUUACUUUGCAUCUCUGUAUAUCGAGGCAUCUGUAAUUCUCGCGAAAAAAGUUGUAGAACUGGGUCAACGGGCUUUCAUUGGAAAAGUAAACAUGAAUGCUCCACGGAACGAUGGAUAUUAUGAAAGCACGGAAAAAUCAAUUAAGGAUACUAUAGCCUUUGUAGAAUCUGUUGAACAAAUAGGAAAUCCGCUUGUAAAACCGAUUAUUACUCCAAGAUUUGCAUUGAGCUGUAACAUGGAAUUAAUGCAAGAGCUAGCAAAGAUUGCUAAAGCAAAAGAUUUACAUAUACAGAGUCAUGUCUCUGAAAAUGAAGCCGAAAUAAGAGCAGUAAAACAAACUUUCAAAGAACAAUCAUCAUACAUGGCUGUUUACGAAGCCGCUGGUCUUCUUACCAACAAAACAAUAUUAGCACAUGGAAUCCAUCUUGAAGAUAGUGAACUUACCAUGCUUGAGAAACGAGGAACAGCUAUAAUUCAUUGUCCAUCUUCAAACAUGUAUCUGAGAAGUGGCCUUUGCGAUGUGCGAAGACUAAAAGCUAAGAAUAUCAAAGUCGGCCUUGGAACAGAUGUUGCAGGUGGAUCAAGUUACAGUAUGUUAGAUGAAAUGAGAUCGGUUUUACAUGUAUCAAUUUGUCUAUCUCUAAUGAAACAUGAUCAUGUACCAUUUAAUUACAAAGAAGUCUUCCAUAUGGCAACAUUAGGAGGUGCUAAAGCACUUUCGAUUGACGACAAAGUCGGUAACCUAAUGCCAGGCAAAGAUUUUGAUGCUCUCAUCAUAAAUUUGAAUGCAAAAAACAGCCUGUUGGAUAAUUUCAAAGAAUACACACUUGAGGAAAAACUCCAAAGAUUUAUAUAUUCCGGUGAUGAUCGUAAUAUAGUAUCAGUUUAUGUUAGAGGUAGAAAAGUUAAAUAAGAAAGAGUCUUAUUUUUACACUACAGAUGCAUUGUUAAAUAACAUUUCAUAAUGGAAAUAAGUUGUUGAAGGAUUUAUAUAAAACUACUUCUAUUUUUGUAUGUUAUAUACGAAUUUAUAAAUGAUAUUUUGUAAUAUUGAUUAAAAUUAAACUAUAAA
This is a messenger RNA of Formica exsecta, 1607 nucleotides long. It is a transcript of the gene DhpD, whose product is annotated as guanine deaminase-like. Gene Ontology annotation, molecular function: zinc ion binding; guanine deaminase activity. NCBI's taxonomy places the organism in Eukaryota, Metazoa, Arthropoda, Insecta, Hymenoptera, Formicidae. Gene Ontology annotation, cellular component: cytosol. The transcript is spliced from 9 exons. The record is from RefSeq and is a predicted model, not a curated record. Gene Ontology annotation, biological process: guanine catabolic process. The coding region runs from base 144 to 1448 and encodes 434 amino acids.